CACAAAAAUUUAUUACAAUAUCAAUAUACAAAUUAAAGAGGCAGUCGAAUGAACUUAAGAAAAAUAAUUGGUUUUAAGAAUUGGAAAUAACCGACCAAAAUGCAACAACUGGAACACACUUGGUGCAACAUGAAUGGUCAAUCAAAGAUGUGAGGACGACAAAACUUACAUAUUCUCCCUUAUAUAUAAGUAUAAUGUGUGAAGAAACAUUGGGCAAGAACUCAAAGAAGAGGCAUAUCAGCAUUAGCCAAAAUGCCAAUAUCUUUCCCCAUGAAUGGUGGUGAUUGUGCUUACAGCUACUCCAGAAACUCCCAAAUACAGAGAGAAGUGUUAGAUGGUGCAAAGGAGCUGGUGAGAGAUGCAAUUAUUCAAAACCUUGACAUCAAAAUCAUGUUAUCUUCUUCAAACACAUUCCGUAUUACAGACUUGGGCUGUUCAAUUGGACCAAACACAUUUAGGUCAAUGCAACAUGUUGUACAAGUUGUAAAGGACAAGUACCAUAAUCAAAUACUCACAAAUUCCACUAAUAAUAUUCCUGAAUUCCAAGUAUUCUUCAAUGAUCAUAUCACCAAUGAUUUCAACACCCUCUUUCAAUCACUACCCGUCGAUCGAUCCUACUAUGCAUUCGGAGUUCCAGGAUCUUUCCAUGGUAGAUUAUUUCCAUCACGAUCGAUACAUUUUGCGCAUUCUUCUUGUGCUAUACAUUGGUUAUCUAAGUGUCCAGAAGAGUUGCUAGAUGAAAAAUCCCCAGCAUGGAAUAAGGGAUUGAUUCACUAUGUAGGUGCCUCAAAUAUUGAAGUGGUGAAUGCUUAUGUUGCUCAAUUUGCAAAGGACAUGGAAGUUUUCUUGAAUGCAAGAGCUGAGGAGAUUGUUCCUGGAGGAAUGAUGGUGCUACUUUCACCAUUUUCGGGUUAUGUACGUCUCAUGAAAUUUUUUGGGUCUAGUCUUAUGGAUUUGGUAAAUGAGGGAAUGCUUGAAGAAUCUCUAGUUGACUCUUUCAAUUUGCCAUUGUAUUUUCCCUCUCCUGAAGACAUGACUAAAGUGGUGGAGAGAAAUGGUUGUUUUAGCAUUGAGAGAAUAGAGUUGACAUCUCUGAAAUCAAAGCUUGUGGAUGAGGCUGAUGCAAAGAUUUUAAUGAUAAACCUAAGGGCUGCUUUAGAAGGAGUUUUGAUCAAUCAAUUUGGAAGUAAAAUUGGAAAAGAAGCUUGUGAAAGGACUAUUCUUAAAAGCGAAGAGAUUUCAGCAUGGAUGAAAGCUAAUUACGAGACAACAUGCCAAUUAUUUGUCGUUUUGAAACGUAAAUGAAUUUCUAUAGAAGAAUCUAUAUAUAUAUUAUAUAAUUUUUCAUCAAUCAAUUUGGAAGUAAAAUUGCAGAAAAAGCUUGUGCAAGGGCUAUUUUCUAAAGUGAAGAGUUUUCAGUAUGGAUGAAUCAUGAAAGCUAAUUUCGAAAAAUCAUGUCACCUAUUUGUCGCUUUGAAGUGUAAAUGAAUUUCUGUGGAGGAAUCUAUCUAUAUAUUACAUAAUUCAAAUAUAUAGAAAUGAUAUGGCACAUCUCCUAGGCCAAGUUCUGUAUU
This is a messenger RNA of Lycium ferocissimum, 1574 nucleotides long. Its product is annotated as loganic acid O-methyltransferase-like. Bases 253 to 1305 code for a protein of 350 amino acids. Gene Ontology annotation, biological process: methylation. Lineage: Eukaryota; Viridiplantae; Streptophyta; Magnoliopsida; Solanales; Solanaceae. The record is from RefSeq and is a predicted model, not a curated record. Gene Ontology annotation, molecular function: S-adenosylmethionine-dependent methyltransferase activity. The transcript has 3 exons.